UGGUUGUUGUAAGUGGAACAUAAGGCAGACGAAUAUUGGCGACCAUCGGCCGGAGGACGAAGCAUCAGCAGCGGAGAAAAAAGGGAAUGGCUCAAGUGCUCCUCACCGCCGACACCGCGCGGUCCCUAGUCGAUUCCGUCGACGCCUUCCUCUUCGACUGCGAUGGGGUGAUUUGGAAGGGGGACGAGCUCAUCGAAGGGGUCCCCGAGACGCUGGAGUUGCUGCGGAAAAUGGGCAAGAAAUUAGUUUUUGUAACAAACAAUUCUAGGAAGUCAAGAAGGCAAUAUUCAAAGAAAUUCAAGUCGCUUGGCCUUGAUGUUACUGAGGAAGAGAUUUUUACAUCAUCAUUUGCAGCAGCCAUGUUCUUGAAAUUAAAUAAUUUCUCUCCAGAAAAGAAGGUUUAUGUUGUUGGUGAGGAUGGCAUUUUGGACGAGCUCAAGCUAGCUGGUUUUGAAUGUUUUGGUGGUCCGGAGGAUGGCAAGAAAAGCAUAAUGUUAGAAGCGAACUUCUACUUUGACCAUGACAAAAGUGUUGGAGCUGUCAUUGUUGGACUUGAUCAGUACUUCAACUAUUACAAAAUGCAGUACGCAAGCUUGUGUAUUCGUGAGAAUCCAGGCUGCCUUUUCAUUGCGACCAAUCGUGAUCCUACUGGACAUAUGACGUCCGCCCAAGAAUGGCCAGGAGCUGGAACUAUGGUUGCUGCAGUAAGUUGCUCGGUGCAAAAAGAGCCCAUUGUUGUUGGAAAACCUUCAAGCUUUUUGAUGGACUUCCUGUUGAAAAGCUACAAUUUGGAAACGUCGAGAAUGUGCAUGGUAGGGGAUAGACUAGACACAGACAUACUAUUUGGCCAGAAUACUGGAUGCAAGACACUCCUUGUUAUGUCCGGGGUGACUACCUUACCUGAACUCCAGAGUGCUUCAAAUACCAUCCAUCCAGAUAUUUACACAAACUCCGUGCAUGAUCUCGUUCAGUUACUGGAGCCAUAAUCUUCAAGACUUUGGUAGUUGACAUUGCAGAUGCAGCUCUAGUCCUCAAUACCAACCACAUUGCCAGCAACAAUCUCAAGGACCCUUUGAAUAACGCCUAACAAAAAUUUUCACAAACAUUCUAUGUGAUCCUGUCGGGUUAUUUCGACAACAAUCUAUUCUUUGGGUAGCUGUUUGGUAGCAACCCUGUCCUGUAACCGUGUACCACAUCAAGUCAAUUUAAGGCAUUCCAUUUACAAGUCAA
This is a messenger RNA of Lolium perenne, 1230 nucleotides long. RefSeq names its product phosphoglycolate phosphatase 2. Gene Ontology annotation, molecular function: phosphatase activity. Gene Ontology annotation, cellular component: cytoplasm. Lineage: Eukaryota; Viridiplantae; Streptophyta; Magnoliopsida; Poales; Poaceae. The record is from RefSeq and is a predicted model, not a curated record.